UCCAUUGAAAUUGUUUGAAAUUGUUUGAAGAAUGCGUUGUGUUGAUGUUGUUGUUUUUUAUUAAUGAGUUAAAUGUGCCUAUGCUUAAUACAUUUUCCAUACUAUUUGGUUUUGUAAAUUUGUGCAGUAAGGUUAAGUAGCUACACAUGUUUCCGCUCAAGUAGAUACUUCGUGUAUUUACAAAUGGAACGUAUUUUUAGAAAAUAUGGAACAAUGUCCAUUCUAAGUAAGUUUACGCUCCAAAUGUUAGACGUGUGUGUCCGUAUUACUGUCCAUGGUUUGCAAACAAAACUAUCCACGAUAUAGCUUGGGUUUUCUUUAAUUCAUUUUUGGAUGCGGGGUUGACUGAAGACUCCUUUCUUAUUGUCUACUGAUAUAUAUAUAUAUAUAUAUAUAUAUAUAUCCAAUUACAGCCUCUUUACAAGAACAAAAACGAUAUGGGACUCAUAACCAAUCAUAGAUAUAGUGACCCAGGCUAGCUCUUUAAAAUCCUAUUUAAAUAAGUGUUACAUGAAUCCACUGGAGAAAAAUAUUUGUAUGUAUGUUCUAUUAUGUGAGCAUGUACAUCAUGUUCAUGUAUCAAAUACCGGACUGUAUAGAUACAACGUCCUCUAGUACCAAUGAAUGCGUCAACUGUUUUCCUACAAUGUCCCAUGGCCAAGUACACACCUCUAUUCCAGCUGAACGAAAAAAAAACUAAUACUGGUGCAUAUAAAAUGCUCCACAAUAGUCAUUGAACGAUAGGGACCGCCGCCGCCCACCUCAGUAUUUCAAAAAAAUAAAUAAAUACGGCAAGACUCAAUUUCAUGCUUUGUCCAUAGCUUUGUCCAAUAAAAGCCACACGAUUAUCAAUUUUAAUAAAAUUAAAUAGGGCAACACGUCCGGUGUCCAUGAACAUGACAGUUUUCGGUUAUUCGUUAACUUUUGCCGAACGAUAUUAGUUUAACGUAGCCUUACAUAUCAUUUAUAUAAAUGUUAAUGUAACAACAUUUACAACCAACAAGAACAUGGAUAGUGGCGUGAAAGUGAAAUAUAAAGCAUGUAAUGUUAAGUUCAUGCAAUUAAGAUUUACACAACUUCAUUCAAAUAGUAUGGCAUUAUAACAAAUAGGUAUGUAGUUCAAAUGUUAUAUUGUUCAGCGUGCUAUAUAUGGUAAAGUUCGUGUCCUUGAGCUAAAUACUUUAUACGGAUAUGUGUUGGUUAUUAUAGUAGAAUAUGCACUUGACAUAUAAUUUAUACAGUUUUGUUUUGUAAUGAUGUUCCUACGCACAUCUGUAUUUAUGCACUCAUCUGGGAAUUUCCAUUUUCUGCAUUGCACAAGUGUACAACUGAAUGGAGUGAUAAUUGUGCCAAAUUUAGCAAGUUUAUGACGGUUUAACCACGUACGCCUAGUGGCUUUUACAAAUAGAUCUUUGUUCACGUUCUUAAGUUAUUUAGACACAAGGAAAGGGUACGUUUUUUAAGUUUAUGUGGAAUUUUUGGGAAAUUAAAAAGAAUGAACAUUCUAUUGAGGCCGUGAAUUAAGCGAUAAUCCUUUAUAUGAUUUGCAAAUUAGUGACAACGGUAUCAAAAGUGUCCUCGUCUACGCAGAGACGCUGACAAUUAUGGCCUCCUACCCUUCGAGACAAUGUGACUUAACCAAGUCAAACAACAUGGUGUUCCUGAACCUUGCAAUGAAAUUAGACUCUUCUCUGCACCCAAACAUAAAAGGUCAACUGAAGGAGGUUGAAUUAAUGAAUGGAUUGUUCGCUGUGUUGGGUUUGGAAGAGUUAGCUCCAGUCGGUAGUUGCUUGGAUGGAUCAAAGGUCAACACCCCAACAGAUUAUGGAGAUGUUGACAUUUUACUUGUACCAACGAAAUAUGUUUUGAACGAACAAUUAUUUGACUAUGAUCAUGAUUACCCAGCAUUUCUACAUGUAAGAGGAGAUAGUGAUCACGCAAAAAUCUUCAAAAAUGUGAAGUUAGUUGAUGGCUGCCAUGUUCCAGUAAUGGUUCUGAAACAAAUACACAAGGACUUCUUUAAUCUUGUUACGUUGUUUGUAUAUGGCAAAACGUCAGGCGUGGUACCCAAAAAGGGUGGGACCUUUAAUACAAUGAAAAGAUCUGGUGUAGGUUUCGAACUUGCCAAACUUGACGUUGAUAAUUUUGAUUUGAACGGUUUUGUAGGACAUCAAAGGAAGGGCGUCGACAAGUUAAGGAUGAUCGGGAAAUUUAUUGAUUCGUCGUUGGACGCUUUCAUAGAUUUGAGUUCGAAUCAAGACAGAGAUAAGCCCAUGCUAAGAAGAAAACGCAAGCAAGUUCAGAAGGAGUGUUCAUCGACAAAUAUGAUGAUAUCAGCUGCUAUUAAAGCAGUGGACAUUUUUACUGGAAAGUAUAAAGAAGAACAGUCAGAAAGGACCUCGCCCAAUAGUUGUAGUUUAAAUCAGGAUUCUAUCGAAGAAAUAGAAAUCGACCCUGAAGACGGAGACGUUACUAUUAAGUAUAACAAUAAUUUAGAUAUAGACGAAGCUAAUGUGAGCGACGAAGAUAACGAUGACACCUCAGCGAACAUGCCGGUAACGACUGAAUCAAACUAUGAUGACGACGACUCUGAGGAUCAAAAGGUUUUUUUGCCAAAAGUAUCAUCGGCAGAUCUUGUUCCAGCCUUUAAGUUUGGUGACUGGCCAAGACCAGCGGCAGAAUGGAAGACAAGGAAUAGACAGUGGCCGUCGGAGGAAAUAGUUCAAAAAGUUUUAGAAUGUGGUUGUCACAUUGUAUCAAAACGACCACUCUUCUCUGACCUCAACGGUGAUCCAGCAAAUGAAGACAACUCACCAGAGUCAGACAAAACAAACACAUUCUUUAGACUUUCAUUCUCAAGAUGCGAACUCCUCCUUGCAAAAAGUUUGACAGAGAGUCAAAAGUAUUGUUGGAGAGUAUUAAAAGCCUACCAGAAAAAGUAUCUUUGCACUGAACCAAAAGUGCUCGCCUCGUAUCAUUGGAAAAAUGUCGUGUUUUGGGUUAGUGAAGAGACAGACCCUUCAUUCUGGACGGAAGACAACGUUCUAUUUGGCGUUUGCAAGGCUUUAGACUUUAUGAUAAAAUGUCUCCGGGAAAGAUUUAUUCCAGUUUAUUUCGUGAGAUAUGAAAACUUGAUCGCUGGGUGCAAACAUGAAGCGAUAGAAGAAGCGCUGGCAACAGUAAUUUUAAUAAGAAAGAAUCCUAUUGAAUAUCUGCAGUUAUUUAUUGAAAGUCCUCCUCAGUCCCUUCCAUAUCGAGCAAGUAGAACGGAACUGAAAACGUCGUUAGACAAUAAACAAUCUAAUAUUGAAUUUGUCUUAGAUACUAUGGUAAAUUCAGUGCGAGAUAUUCCUGAAUUAGCAAUGGACAAAGACGUUUUUUCAAGAAUGCUAUGCAAAUGGCUUGAAUUAUUGAAUCUAGUGAAAAAAGGAAUAGAACGUAAUAAAUCGUCAAAAUAUUCAUUAAAAUUGAUUGGAAAUGUUGAAAAGCUGGUAAAGAAAGUAUUGAGUCAGAUCGAUUUUGAGGACGAUUCAAUUGUGGAUAAAACUGAUACUGAUGACGGUGAUAGUAUUAUCAAAACUGUUGUAGAAACAGCAGGAAGUUUAUUAUCUACAACGACUGGUGAAACUAGCCAGUCUGCACAUAUUCAAACUCUUACUGAGACAGCAACAGCUUUUUGUACGGACAUGUCUGUUGAUCGCAACAAAAUAUUUGGAAACUUGCUAUCAGAUAUAACGUCUACCAUAGAUGACCACAUAAAAGCAAAACCUUCAUCGGGAGCUACAUUUCUACAUGGUGCAAGUGCAUUUUUCGAAACCGUAAAUGAAAAUGUCAUCAAGAUUUCUGAAAACGAACCACGUCCAGACGUCCCCAGUGGCAUAAGAAGCUUUCUCAGCAAAAUUGGAGAAAGGUUAUCACCACAUAACCAAUCGCAAGAGGAAUACUUUGAUUUAGACUGAAAUACACGAUAUAUCGCCUUGUGAACAUUAAAAGUAAAUAGUUCACUCAUUGUUAUGCUACUCGUGAAAUAUAAAUUUUGGUUCUCACCCGUUAAAGUAUAUUGCAAUCUUAAACUGAAACAAUUAUCCUUAAUAAAGUGUAUUUUCCGUCAUCAAAUAUUAAUUUAUUUUAUUUUAUUUUUUCAAUACAACUGUUGAACAUGUAUACAUAUCAAAAUAAAUGCA
Mya arenaria is the source of this 4184-nucleotide messenger RNA. RefSeq lists its product as uncharacterized. The transcript is spliced from 2 exons. The record is from RefSeq and is a predicted model, not a curated record. NCBI's taxonomy places the organism in Eukaryota, Metazoa, Mollusca, Bivalvia, Myida, Myidae. The coding region runs from base 1605 to 3959 and encodes 784 amino acids.